This is a messenger RNA of Eimeria acervulina, 1119 nucleotides long. RefSeq lists its product as hypothetical. The transcript has 5 exons. The coding region runs from base 1 to 1119 and encodes 372 amino acids. NCBI's taxonomy places the organism in Eukaryota, Apicomplexa, Conoidasida, Eucoccidiorida, Eimeriidae. Gene Ontology annotation, molecular function: dynein heavy chain binding; dynein light chain binding. Gene Ontology annotation, cellular component: cytoplasmic dynein complex. The record is from RefSeq and is a predicted model, not a curated record. Gene Ontology annotation, biological process: intraciliary transport.
AUGAUGGAGCCCCAGCAAGUGCAGCAACAGCAACAGCAACAGCAACAGCAACAGCAGCAGCAGCCGCAGCAACAACAGCAGCAGCAACAACAACAGCAACAGCAGCAGCAGCAGCAGGUUCUUUUCAACCUUUUGGGGCCCCCUCUUGGGGGCCCCCCCUCAUUGCAUGCGGCUCAGGGCCCUCUGGGGGCCCCUCUGGGGGCCCCUCUAAAGGCCCAUCUGGGGGCCCCUGUGGAGGCCCCUAAGGGGGCCCCUCCGGGGGCCCCUCUGGGGCCCCCACAAUCUGCUGAUGCUGUAGCAGAGCAGCAAGGGACCUCCCUUUGGCUGCAGCAGCAAUUUAAAAAUUAUCUCAGAGGCUACGACCUCUGUCUCCUCCUCCCUCGCGGCUCUGUAGAAGCACAAACCCUAUCCACUACCCUUACAAUCGGGGGGCCCCCAAGGGGCCCCCAGGGGGGCCCUCUGGGGGGCCCCCAGGCAGAAGAGGGGGGCCCCCAGGGUGAUGAAGAGCCCCUAUGGGUGGGUCGGGUCCCCGCAGAAAGCCCAGAGGCUUCAGUGCUGCUGCAGCUGCUGCUGACGUCGCAGCAGCUGCAGCAGCAAUACCCCGCCAGGCCUCCGGUGGUUUUCUUGCAGCCGAGAGACCCCCGCACUGCAGCAGCAGCAGCAACAGCAGCAGCAGCAAAAGCAGCAAAGAAAGGGGCAGAAGGAGCAGGAACAGCAGCAGGAGCAGGAGCACCGGGAUCUGCAGCAGCAGCAGCAGCAGCAGGCAUGCUGGGGCUGAAUCUUGUGGGGGGCUUCGGGGGACCUCAGCAGAGACAAGGGGCCCAGCGCCACCUUCAGCAGCAGAAGAAGCAGCAGCAGCAGCAGCAGCAGCAGAAGCAGCAGCAGCAGCGGAAGCAGCAGCGGCAGAAGCAGGAGCAGCAGCAACGGCAGCACGAGCGAAAGGGGCAACAGAAUCAGCAGCAGCAAUGGGAGGUGCAGCAACAGCAGCAUCACCAGCAACAUUACCAGCAGCAGCACUACCAGCAGCAGCAGCAGCAGCAGCAGCAGCAGCAGCAGCAGCAGCAGGAGCAGCAGCUUGUGAGGGAGAGCGUUGCAGCGGAGGUAUGGGUCGGCCUUUAG